AAUGCGGCGGCAGCUGAUUGGCCAGGUGGGGCCUGCCACGUGGGCCGGUCGCGCGGCAACCCGGCCGCAGCUUCCGCCCGGGCCGGUUUGGGUUUGUGGUCAUGGGCCGGCGAAAGGCAGCGGCAUCCCCUUCUCCCUCCCGGCAGGUGCGGUCCACGGGGAGCAGCAGCGCCGCCAGCAAAGGAUCCGCCGCCGCGCUGGGCUACACGCGGGACCGCUUCGCCCUGAAGAUGCUGCCACCGGGCGGCCGCCGUCGCCGCCGCGCCCCCGUCAUACACCGGGGUUAUUAUGCCCGAGCCCAAGCAGUGGAGCACUGUGUUCGAGCGUUCCUGCUGAGUACUCAGGGCUGCCCUCGGAGGCAGAUCAUUUCCUUGGGUGCAGGCUUCGACUCUUUCUACUUCUUCCUCAAGAGCGAGGGACUCCUGGACCGUGCAGUGAUCUUUGAGGUGGAUUUUCCAGAUGUGGUAUGCCACAAAUCAGCUCUCAUCAGCAGAACAGAGGAGUUGGCUGCCUUGACAGGAAAUGGCGCUUCUGCACAGGCACUGGGUAUGGGGCUGGGAGUGGUCACUUUUUCCGGAGAGGAUUAUAGGCUGUUGGGAGUGGACCUCUCUGAACUGCCGAGGCUGGAAGAAGCCUUGCACGGGGCAGGUCUGGAUCCAAAAGCCCCCACAAUGCUUCUCGCAGAGGUUGUGCUCACCUACAUGGAGGUUGAAAGGUCAGAUGCCCUGGUCCAGUGGGCAGCUGAACACUUCCUGAAGGUGUGGUUCAUCCUGUAUGAGCAGGUCCAUCCUGAAGACCCCUUUGGGUGUGUCAUGCGGAAUCACUUCAGUCGGCUCAACUCCCAGCUGCGUUCCUUGGCCCACUACCCGGACUGCAAGGCCCAGCGGAUGCGCUUCCUUCAGAGGGGCUGGACUGAAUGCAGCGUCCUUGACAUGAAUGAGUUCUAUACCCACUUUGUCCCUGGAGAUGAGCAGCAGAGGAUCCAGGCCUUGGAGCCUUUUGAUGAGUUUGAGGAAUGGCACCUGAAAUGCUCCCACUAUUUCAUCCUUGUUGCUUCAAAGGGAGAAGCGUUGUCUCCGACUCCUGUGUUUCCUGGCCUGGAAGCCUCCUCUGCUCGCUGUCUGCCUUAUUUUACUGGGACUGUCACUGCGUCAGUCUGUGCGUCAGUCACUGGCCUAAGGCGGUAUGGCCAUCGCUCUGUGAUCAUUGCGCCACACGUAGUGCUUACCACAGGUGGUUUUGGUGAACAUGGUGGGCGGCACUGCCGCCUGACCGAGCUGCACGUCCUGAUCAAGCACAAGGGUGUCUGGAGAACUGGCAGUGUCAGCCUGGCUAAGCCUGGAGGAGCCUGGGAUGGGCGGCUCUUCCACACGUUGACACCUCUACGGGCAGGCUGGGCUGUGGUGUUGGGGGGACGCAAGUCCCCAGUGGACCCUGCUGUGGAGGUGCAGCGCUUGAGAGUGUUAGAGGCUGCUGACCCCUUAGCCUCCAGCAGUCCUGUAGUGGAGCUUACUCCGCUGCCUCCUGUCAAGGACCUGCCUUUGCCCCGCUGGAGACAUACAGCAACCGAAGUUGUGCAUCAAGGUGAGGCGUACCUGUUUGUCUAUGGCGGCUGUUGCUCCAGGCAGUCUGUGUUGGCGGACUGGUGUUUCCUGCACUUGGAGGAGGAGCUCUGUGACCAACAGAUUCCUGUAGGAGGCCCUGUCCCAGCUGGCCGGCACUCCCACAGCGCCUGUAGCUGGGCAGGCGGGGUGCUUGUUGCAGGCGGCCUGGAUGCUGCAGAACAGCCGCUGGGCACCAUACUGUUUCUGAGGCCAGCGGAGAGAGGCUUCCAGUGGCACUCUAUUGAAACCCAUCCUCCUCUCACUCCUAGGUACUCGCACACAGCCCAUGUGCAUCGUGGGAAGCUGUUACUGGUGGGCGGAGUUUGGUUCCAUGCUCCUUCAGUGCCUGGCAUGGCUGUGAUAGAUCUGACUACGGGGCUCGCUGCGGAGUAUCACAUUGACACGGCCUCUCUGGAGUGGCCCUUGAUGUUGCACAACCACAGCAGUGUCUUCCUGCCUGAGGAGGAGGAGGUGCUUCUUCUUGGCGGUGGCGGCAGCUGCUUCUCCUUUGGGACUCACCUGAACCAGUAUCCUGUGUCCCUUGCUUUGGCUGAUGUCUGGAGUGAGGAAUGUGUCCUAAGCAAUCCCCAAGGGAAUCUGGCCCACGAAAGAAGAAAGGUUGCACAGCCCUGGCGUGGUGGUGGUGGGGAUGGGUCAGAGCAGGGCACUGGACUGAAGAAGGGCCUUGCCCCGCCCCCUUGUAUACUUGGCACAUAGUGGUUGGCUUGGAGCUCUUUCCAUUCUAGGGUGCUUUCUGAACCUUUUGACAAGAAGAAACUGUUUCUAGGAGGUCAAGUGCCGGAGGGUGAGAAGGAACCAGGGGACAUGGAAGCUUGUUGACAGAUGUCCUGUACCACCAACUGUGUAAUUGGGAUGUGAGCGGGGGAAGAAGGGGAAGAAUGCAAACAGUAAACAACAACAAAAGAGUUGCUCCCACAUUCCCAUCCCAGAUAAUCCUGUAGUGUGUUGUAUGCUGAAGCCUUGUGUGCCAUUGACUUUCAUGCCAAAGGGUAGUUUUAAAUGUUUAAAAACUGCAAGGGAUAAAGGAGUAAAACAACAAAAGUUUGGCUUCCUA
Molecule: messenger RNA, 2679 nt
Organism: Rhineura floridana
Lineage: Eukaryota; Metazoa; Chordata; Lepidosauria; Squamata; Rhineuridae
Gene: LCMT2
Product: leucine carboxyl methyltransferase 2
Exons: 13
Coding region: 102-2321 (739 amino acids)
Biological process (GO): tRNA methylation; wybutosine biosynthetic process
Molecular function (GO): tRNA methyltransferase activity; protein binding
Source: RefSeq, a predicted model, not a curated record